Molecule: messenger RNA, 999 nt
Organism: Hyaloscypha bicolor E
Lineage: Eukaryota; Fungi; Ascomycota; Leotiomycetes; Helotiales; Hyaloscyphaceae
Product: Phosphoenolpyruvate/pyruvate domain-containing protein
Exons: 1
Coding region: 337-858 (173 amino acids)
Molecular function (GO): catalytic activity
Source: RefSeq, a predicted model, not a curated record
CUUCAACUCACCUUGGCUCGCCCUUGCCCUCCGUCCCAAUCCAGCACACUCUCAAGCUUUAAGAAUCAGCACACACACCAUUAACAUGUCGAAGUCAAUCGUCAACACGGUAGAAUACCCUUUCAAGUUCGAAUCUCCCAUCCCUGAGAAAGGAGGCAAGCCAGGCCAAAUAACCCAAACGCAACUCUCGCCCCCCAAUGUCCGCAGCAGCAUCCCACCCCAUCCAGGCCUCCCGCCUCCGCACCAUGAAUUGAAGCGAACAACGACCCCAAGAAGAUCCUCACCCACUGUCGUUCCCAGGACGGGCUCUCUUCCUAACUCGAAGAAGGCUUUCCCAUGAUCCUUCUCGUCGGUUAUCCCGUUGCCUCUGCUUAUGGGCUCCCAGACACAGGAUACAUAGCAUGUCAAGAGAUGUGCGACACGGUGAAGAACGUGGUGCGGCAGGCAAACGUCCCUGUGAUGGCGGAUGGCGACACGGGAUAUGGAAGCCCGAUGAAUGUUGAGCGGACGGUGGAGUGCUAUGCGCUUGCCAGCGCUGCCGGGGUCAUGAUUGAGGACCAGACGUGGCCGAAGAGUAAGUUGACCAAAAGCUUAGAACUGGGGUUCUGCGCGGUUGCGUACCUGCGGACGCUGGUUGCGGCUAAGCUGAAGAGUAUUAGGGAGACGUUGGAGAAUUUGAAGAGUAUGACGGUUGGGGCACCGCCCACUAUACUGAGUUACUCGGAGGUGUGUGAGAGUGUUGGAUUCAACAAGUACUGGGAGAGGGAGGAGAAGUAUAAGUUUCAGAGAUUUUACGAGAGACGAAUGGAGCGAACGGGACGAAGUAGUAGGGGAUGCAUAUACAGCAAUCGCUUUUGAUUUGUCCAGGCGCUGGUCAUGACCCAACAUUAUUUCCCACUCAAUGUGAGAAUACUCUUUACGACACUUUCGUCCUUCUUCGACUUCUGAGGUCGGGUGGUAUAAGACAAGCGGUUCUCCACGCGGAUUUGUAGCCUGGUU